AUGAAUCAACUCCGCCCCCGGGGAAAAGAGGCCGAGGCGGAGAAGUCCGGCGAUGAGAAGAGCGGGAACCAAGCGCAACAACAACAACAACAACAACAACAACAACAACAACAAGAAAAAGAUAACAACAACAAGACGACAACAAUAACGACGACGCGUUUGCGGAAGAGCAAAUCUCUCUCCAACCUCAUGCAACAACAACAACAACAACAACAAUUUCAGAAACAACAGAAACAGAAACGAGGAGAGACCGUUGUUAUCCAAAACGAGGGAGGAGAAGAAAAUUCGAGGAUGAAAUUGGCUUUAAAAGAUUUCGAGGAAGACGCGGAACGACGGGAGCAUAAAAUACGAGAGUACGAAGAAGAAGAAGAAAAAGAAGAAAAAGAAGAAUUUGAACUCAAAACCACGAAGAAGAAGGGUGUUUCGGAUGAUGAUGAUGAUUUCGAGGAGGAAGGCGGAGAGAAACCGAUGAAACGCGUGGCGUCGAUGAAAGCGAUGAUGAUGACGGAGGAGGAAGAGGAGGAUUUUGGCGGGAGGAAGAAAACGCCGCCCGGGUCGCCGCUGAGAAGAACGAAUAAUAAAUUGGGAGGGAGCGUCGUCGGGGGGUUGAGGAAGACGGCUACGAUUCAUUCGCACGCGUCGGUUUUAGAUUUGAUGCAGAUUAGCGAGACGAGGGAGGAGGAAGAUCGAGCCGGGAAGUUGUUGGGACGGUUACACAUAUCUUCGCAAGAGGAGGUGGAGAAAUUGGAGGUUAAAGAAGGAGUAAAAGGAACGGCCGCCGCGCAAACGCAAACGCAAACGCAAACGGUAAAAGAGGACGAUUCGAAUUUAGUCUCCGCGGCGGGUUUGUCCAAAGACUAUAAAGAAGCCGAAUACGACGACUCGUUGAGAGAGGUUAUCAUUUCGCCGUCUUCGUCGUUCCCGAAAGAUUUCACCGUUUUGAGAGAGCUCGGGAAAGGUUUGUGCGGGACGGUGUAUUUAGCUCGUUUGCACGAUACGAAACAGUUGUUGGCGUUUAAAGUGAUGCAAAAGUCCAAAUUGGUUUCCGUCGGUGAGGAAAAACACGCCGCGUACGAAAGGCAUGUUCACAUGGACGUAUCCAACGGCCCAUUCAUAGCUACUUUGUUUCACUCGUACGACGAUCCGACCGCGUAUUAUUUGCUCACAGAGUACGCACCGUGCGGGGAUUUGUUUCAGUGUUUAGUCUAUCACGGAUUACCGUCUCUUUCAGACGCAAAGGUGUACAUCUCGCAAGUCUCUGCGGCCAUUGCCUAUUUACACGUGAAAAAAUACGUCUACAGAGAUUUAAAACCAGAGAACAUUUUGUUGCGAGCAAACGGCGACGUGUGUUUAGCCGAUUUUGGUAUGGCUAAGAAAUUAGAAAGAGAAGACGAGCGCGCGUACUCGUUCUGCGGGACGAGUCAGUACAUGUCCCCGGAAGUCAUGAGCAAAAAAGGCUGUAGAUUCGAAGCCGAUUUGUGGAGUUUGGGAGUUUUGAUUUAUGAAUUAUGCUCGGGAGCGACGCCGUACGCGAACGUCCGAGGAAACCACAUUGAGUUAUACGAAGCCGUGACUAGCGUAGACGCAAACGGUGGCGUCUGGUGUCCGCACUGGUUCGACGCCGAUACCGUGGACAUUGUUCGAAAACUUCUACGAUUAGACGAGUUAGCUAGACUAGGCGCCGGAGGCGGUGACGCGAUGGACGCGUAUUUUUCGCACCCGUGGUUUCACAACGGCGAAUUUAAGUGCGAUUUGAAAAACGUGUUGCGAGGCGAAGUGACGCCGGCGCUCAAACCGAGGAAACGGAACAUCGUGUACGAUUUAAGAUUGCAAAAUCAGUUGGAGUGCGGAAACGUGCCGUGGUUGAGCGACGAAAAAGAAAAAUUUGUCGACGUGCGUUAA
This is a messenger RNA of Bathycoccus prasinos, 1902 nucleotides long. RefSeq lists its product with no specific name. The coding region runs from base 1 to 1902 and encodes 633 amino acids. Gene Ontology annotation, molecular function: ATP binding; protein serine/threonine kinase activity. NCBI's taxonomy places the organism in Eukaryota, Viridiplantae, Chlorophyta, Mamiellophyceae, Mamiellales, Bathycoccaceae. The transcript has a single exon. Gene Ontology annotation, biological process: protein phosphorylation. The record is from RefSeq and is a predicted model, not a curated record.